UGGUCUGCUUUCCAUCGUCAAAUUGUGUAUUAACAUCAUCAUCAACAACGUCAUCUCCCCUUUCUCUCUCCCCUUUCUGUUCGUGUUCUUGUUUCUGGAUCUCCAAUUCAUUAUCUCCCUUCAAUCAACAAAGUGAACACAUCUUCAAUUUUUGGCGGAUUUACAGGUCGCGGAUUUCAGAUCCCUGAAGCACCGACUUUUUAUUUAUUUGUAUCAUCAUUCAGUAAUUGUCGGCCGGAUUAAAGACUUUCUCAAAUUUGAAACCCUAAAUUUGACGACAAUUUCUAGAUCUAACUAAAAUCUACAUCGCUAUUCUUCGAUUUUGAAAACAAUUUGUAUUUCUAAAGUACAGAUCGGGUGAGUGAUUGAGGAAGUCAAGAACAAAAACCCUAGAUUUGAUUUGGUUAGUGAAUUAGAGAGGAAAUGGGAAGCGAUGUGAAGAUGAAAGUUGAUGUUGGUGAAGAAGGUGAAAUCUCAGAAGCGAAUACAAUUGUUGAGAUUAGUAAGGAUGAAUUUAAGCCAUGGAAACAACAACGUCAAUCAUUGAGCAAGACAACAACAACAACAGCAACAUCGGAUUCGUCGAAAAACAAAAACAAAGACAGGUAUUGGAUGAGUGAUCUGUACAAGUAUUAUCCAAGAAGCUAUGGAGCUUCAGGCUUGCACAAUUUAGCAUGGGCGCAAGCUGUACAGAAUAAGCCCUUAAACGAGGCAUUGGUUGAGCUCGAUGAUAAGAAUAACAAAACUAGUACUGAUAAAGCCACUGAUGUUACUGCUGCUGCUGCUUCUAAGGAACAACAACAACAGUCUGUUAAUAAUAAUAACGAAGUUGUUGAAAUGGUUGACAGUGAGAAAGAAGAAGGUGAAUUGGAAGAAGGUGAAAUUGAUUUUGACUCCGAGGAUGACACCGAUAAUAAACAUAAUAACAGUAAUAAUAAAGGUAGUAAUAAACUUGAAGAUGAUUUUAGUAUGAUGGCGGGUUUGGAGGUGGAAGAUCAAGAAUUGGAGAAUCAGGUUUCUUCCAUUCGUAAAGUUCUUCACAAUGUCACUGUUGCUGAAGCCAAUAAAUCAUUUGAUAUUGUGUGUGCCCGGUUGACGAGCUCCUUGGAGAGUUUGAGAGAGUUGGUGUUGCAUACAUGGUUUCCAUCCAAGGAUGCGCUUAUUCAACAAGCUUUUGCUGCUAUCCAGUGUGUUUAUUCUGUUUACACUUCAAUGAGCUCUACUUUAAGAGAUCAGAAUAAGGAUAGGAUGUCAAGGCUGCUUAAUUUUGUUACGGGCCUUAGUUCUGCUCUUUUUACACCCGAACAGAGGAAAGAGGUGGAGGGUAUGAUUGCCACUGUUAACCCUCCUCCUCCAAUAGUUUCAGUGAAGCCUAAGCCUAGGGACAGGCAGGAAGAAUUGCCAGUUACAGACAAGGCUAUCCUCACUGAUUCCAAUAUAUUAACUGUGAACACUGGUGACAACAGCUCACACUAUUUGAAGAAAGCGGGAUUUGAAUCUUCUGCUUAUCAGUCGGAGAAAAAGAACACUGACAUUCUGUCAGAUGCAUUGAGACAACUUCCUUGUAAUAUAAACACAAGAAGCGGUUUUGGUCCUCUGCUUGAUCUCCAUAAGGUUCAUGAUGAAGACAGUCUUCCAUCACCCACCAGCAAAUCAAUGCCUUGUUCGCCUUUCUUUGAAGCAAGUGUCCCUCGUGUAGUGCAUGGUUUGCAGAAAUCUGGGGUGCACCCUUAUGAAACUGAUGCUUUGAAAGCUGUCUCAAGCUACCAACAAAGGUUUGGUCGGAGUACAUUCCAAGCAACGGACACACUUCCUAGUCCAACUCCUUCUGAAGAUGGAAAUGAUGGAGGAGCUGAUGAUUCUAACGAGGAGGUUUCCAGUUCUACUGCCUAUAAUAAUAUUGUUAGUAGGAAUUCAAAUUCCUCUGUAAUGCCACAACCACAACCAGUUGUUUCUUCUGCUGUUUAUACAAGUAGUUCAACUGUACAAGCGGUGGUUAGUGGUAAUGGAGCUGGGUCUUCUUCUUCAUUACGGGGCGUUGCAAAGAGCCGAGAUCCUAGACUUCGGCAGCUUAAUCCUAGUUUUGGCUCGUUAGACCUUAGUUUUUGUCCCUCGCCUCUGGUGUCCAGCUCAGCUGCUAAACUGGAGUCAUUGGGAGAGAUAAUGAACCCUAAGAAGACCAAAGCACUUGAGGGCCCUCUCUCAGAUAGUCCUACUGCCAAGCGUCCAAGGAAUGUCAUGGAAACCGAAGAGAUCUCCACAAAUGCAAAUCAAGUAACAACUUUGUCUGGAAUGGAGACAAGUAUUCUAGGGCCACAAUUUUCAGGCAGAGGGCUCUUGGGUCCAGCUAUUGAUCCCCGGAAACCAAGAUUUGGUAUUGUUUCCUCUGGGAAUCCCAGCGUGAUAGGGAAUACAACUUCUCAGUCUGCAAAGAAUGCCAAUGGUACCCCGUCCUUGCAGUCUCUGUUGAAAGGCAUUUCAGGAAAUCCAGCAGCAUGGAUGAAUAUUAUUAAGGAGCAGAAAAGUUCCGGUGAGCCUUUACAGAGCAUGUCACACUCAGCAAACUCAAAUUCGAUCUUAGGAGCAGCACCCUCACCUAGUGCAACUUCAUCUGGGGUGGGGCAGACAAGUGCUCCAUUGCUUCAGGUCCCUACUCAUUUAGCGGUCACGAUCCCACAGGAUGAAUCCGCAAAACUUCGUAUGAAAUCUCGCGACCCUCGUCGUGCUCUCCAUGCCAAAAGGACUGGCAGUUCCGUAUCAGAGCAGCCUAAGGCAAAUGGAGUACAAAAUUCGACCACACAAGGACUGCAAGAUAGUCUCAAUUUUCAAAGACAUGUUAAUGGGACAAGUCUAAGUGCUGCAUCUUCUCAGACCUCAGUUCUACCUGAUAUUACCAGGCAAUUUACUAAGAAUUUGAGAAAUAUUGCUGACAUUAUUUCUGCCCCACAGACAUCCAGUGUACAGUCUCCACUUGCAAUAAGUUCCUCCCCAUCCGUGCUAGUUAAUUUGGAUAGAGCAAAUGUUAGUUCUGGUGGACCAGCAAGUGGUAUUUCUAAUGGGGCAGUAAAUGCUGGUGACCAGCGUAGUGGGUCUGCGUUGAAGCCUGAAGAACUUGUUACUGGUCGUCCACAAUCACAGAACAAUUGGGGAGAUGUUGAACAUCUCUUUGAAGGAUAUGAUGAUCAGCAAAAGGAAGCUAUACAGCAAGAGAGAGCUAGAAGGCUUGAUGAGCAGAAUAAAAUGUUUGCUUCCAACAAGUUGUGCCUUGUGCUGGAUCUGGAUCAUACGCUUCUCAAUUCAGCAAAGUUCUCGGAGGUAGAUCCAGUACAUGAUGAGAUCUUGAGAAAGAAAGAAGAACAAGAUCGUGAAAAGCCUCGGCGACAUCUCUUCCGUUUUCCACAUAUGGCUAUGUGGACAAAAUUACGACCUGGUAUUUGGAAUUUCUUGGAGAAGGCUAGUAAGCUUUAUGAACUUCAUCUUUAUACUAUGGGGAAUAAGUUGUAUGCCACUGAGAUGGCAAAAGUGCUUGAUCCAAAGGGAAGUUUGUUUUCUGGGAGAGUUCUCUCACGAGGCGAUGAUGGGGAUCCUGUUGAUGGUGAUGAGAGGGUACCCAAGAGUAAGGAUUUAGAAGGUGUUUUGGGUAUGGAAUCUUCUGUGGUAAUAAUAGAUGAUUCAGCUAGAGUUUGGCCACAUAACAAGCUAAACCUGAUAGUUGUGGAAAGGUAUACUUAUUUUCCUUGUAGUAGGAGACAGUUUGGGCUCCCAGGACCAUCACUUCUUGAGAUCGACCAUGAUGAGAGAACAGAAGAAGGAACUUUGGCAUCGUCUUUGGCAGUGAUAGAGAGAAUACACCAAAACUUUUUCGCUCACAAAUCCCUGGAUGAUGUGGAUGUGAGAAAUGUCUUGGCUGCUGAGCAGCGGAAGAUUUUGGGUGGCUGCCGCAUUGUGUUUAGCAGGGUUUUUCCUGUUGGGGAAGCAAACCCCCAUUUACACCCUCUUUGGCAGACGGCAGAACAGUUUGGUGCUGUGUGCACCAACCAGUUAGAUGAACAAGUUACCCAUGUAGUUGCCAAUUCUUUAGGAACUGACAAGGUUAAUUGGGCUAUGUCAACUGGAAAAUUUGUUGUGCAUCCUGGCUGGGUGGAAGCCUCUGCGUUACUUUACAGAAGGGCGAAUGAGCAAGAUUUUGCUAUUAAAUCUUGAACGAUUACAGUGUGCCCAGCUUUAGUGAAAGAGAAACCAUUAAGUGUUGAUAAAAGGGGGUUGAGACCUUGGUUUUGGCAGUGAUAUUGCCAAGUGUGAUGAGGACCAGCCUUAGUUUUCACCCUUAACCUAUCACUUGACAUUUAGGAUGGGUUUAUCCGUAGAGAUGUUUAGUUGGGUGCGCACAGUGUAGAUUGGCUGGCUGUGUUAUUAAGGUGGGGGAUGGGUUUCACAGCCAAGGUAGAAGAUGUAGUAACUGCAACUUGGGGUAUUAUUUGGUGUUGCUCGAUGACAAAGGGACGGAGGGAGUUGGUUGAUGCUCUUACAGUUUGACAAUAGAGGGGGUUAACCCAUUUUCUUGUCGGGGAAAUCAAUGAUCUCAGAGGCUAACGUUGAGUAUUGCGGGUACGUGGUCAUAUCUGGGGCGUAUUAGUUUGCUGCGUUGUACAGGAAAAAAAGCAUGAUUUUUUCCAACUUUGCCAGGGGAAAACCCACAAGGCAAAGUUGUAAGUUGGCCAAAAUAUUAAUUCGAGUAACUGACUAAAAUUAAAAAUAACAUUUUUUGGGGAAGGAAAGAGGGACAGUAUAAAUGAUAAUUUGCACCAAAACUGAUGAAAGAGGUUAAUCUGAGUACUGGUGGUGGGUUGUUUGUCAUACGAUUGCAAUAUUCAAUUUUGUUUAAAUUUCCAUUUCAAGUAA
This is a messenger RNA of Spinacia oleracea (spinach), 4902 nucleotides long. Its product is annotated as RNA polymerase II C-terminal domain phosphatase-like 3. The record is from RefSeq and is a predicted model, not a curated record. The coding region runs from base 424 to 4203 and encodes 1259 amino acids. The transcript has 12 exons. Gene Ontology annotation, molecular function: RNA polymerase II CTD heptapeptide repeat phosphatase activity. Gene Ontology annotation, cellular component: nucleus. NCBI's taxonomy places the organism in Eukaryota, Viridiplantae, Streptophyta, Magnoliopsida, Caryophyllales, Amaranthaceae.